Lasiosphaeria miniovina is the source of this 909-nucleotide messenger RNA. RefSeq lists its product as uncharacterized. Gene Ontology annotation, molecular function: zinc ion binding; ubiquitin protein ligase activity; ubiquitin conjugating enzyme binding. The transcript has 2 exons. Gene Ontology annotation, biological process: positive regulation of proteasomal ubiquitin-dependent protein catabolic process; protein polyubiquitination; ubiquitin-dependent protein catabolic process. Gene Ontology annotation, cellular component: cytoplasm; ubiquitin ligase complex. NCBI's taxonomy places the organism in Eukaryota, Fungi, Ascomycota, Sordariomycetes, Sordariales, Lasiosphaeriaceae. The annotation marks the transcript as partial. The record is from RefSeq and is a predicted model, not a curated record.
UUCGGGCAACGAUACCAGGCGGCGGAAGGCAGCGCCCCGGCUGUGCUCACGAAUCAGCACACAACAGCCGAGGUUGUGAGCCGGACUCGAGAGUGCAUAGUCUGCACCGAUUCGAAGGCAGCAUCUGAAUUUCCGGCAUCCACGGUCACCAAGGCAUGCAAACACGCGCCAUCAACAUGCCUUGAGUGUAUCGCAAUAUCAAUCAGAUCGGACCUGAACAACCGUCUCUGGAACGAGAUUGGGUGCCCGGAGUGUCGGGAACGUCUUCAGUAUGAAGAUGUUCAGAAGUUUGCAGAUCCCGCAACAAAAGAGCGGUAUCAAACCCUGUCUUUCCGGUCUGCCGUCUCCGAGGCAGAUAAUUUUGUCUGGUGUCCUUCUGGCUGUGGACAUGGUCAAGUACAUGAUGGUGGGCUUGACCAACCAAUUGUUGUUUGCAUGCACUGUAACGUCCGAUCAUGCUUCCACCAUAAAGUUGCGUGGCACGAGAAUUUGACUUGCGAGGAAUACGACUCUCUCCAGGCCGACCCUUUAAACUUCCGCAGCCGGUUCGAUAUCGAAAACGAGACGGCUGAGAUGGAGGCAGAAGCUCGUCGAAUUCAAGAAGACCGGGACCGCGCUUUUGCUCAGAGUUUAAUGGCUCAAGAAGAGCAAAUAGUGCGAGAAACGGCGAAGCGGGAGCGGGAGAGAGCCCGAGAAGAGAAAGAGAGAGCCCGGGAAGAGCGGCAGAGACAGGCAAGAGAGUCCAAGGAGCGGAAAGCGCGGGAAGAGAGAGAGAGGAAGGCUCGGCAAGCUCGAGAGGCCGCCGCGAAGCGCAAGGCCGAGGAAGACGCGAGCAAUAAAAUCGUCAAGAAGACGACGAAGCCGUGUCCUGGCUGUGGGUCGCCGAUCGAGAAAAAUCGCGGUUGGUGA